This is a messenger RNA of Eucalyptus grandis, 3247 nucleotides long. RefSeq lists its product as uncharacterized. Gene Ontology annotation, biological process: regulation of photomorphogenesis. The record is from RefSeq and is a predicted model, not a curated record. The transcript is spliced from 4 exons. Bases 294 to 2207 code for a protein of 637 amino acids. Lineage: Eukaryota; Viridiplantae; Streptophyta; Magnoliopsida; Myrtales; Myrtaceae.
UUUCGUAUAUAAAAUCAGCGACAAUUUCCAAAAUUCCAUCAUCAUCAUCAUCAAUUCAUCAUCAUCAUCGUCUUCUGGAAUCGAAAAUCACCGUCUCCGAACAGUGCCGGAGCUUCCCCUGACCACGGGAGCGACGUACGGAGGCGACCCGUGUCGCGGUCGAUGGGCUGCUGCCGUUCCCGCCUCCGCAGCCGCCGGAUCUGCUUGCGCGAGCUCUAGCGGUUUUUGCUUCCCCCAGGUUCUCCUGGAAGAGGCAUAGUCUGACCUGGAAGGUUUCGUCAACUUUCUUUAUCAUGUCGAAGCAUGCUGAGCAGUCUUUGCCUUCACAAUCUGUAUGGAUGGCUCACUGGGCACGAACAAAGUGUAAACCUGCAUCCCUUACUCAGAAUCAGUUAUCGAUUAAUCAUGAGCCCGUGGAAAACGAUUCUGAGGUUAAGCGGAACUGGCUUGUUAGCAGACCAGAUAGUCUGUGUAAAUUAGCUGGCAAACAAUUUUGUGAAGUAGCAGCAUCGGGAUCUGUUGAAAUGCAAAAUGAGGAUUUAGAGAUGAUUUCAGAAAAUUUCAUGAAAGAAAGAUUAGCACCCCAACCCUUUGUAUUGUCUGGCCUUACCCCAAACAAAGAUGGUUCUUUGACUCUUAAGAAUGACCAAGCUACUAACUUCUUUGCUGAAUCAUCGAGGCCACAUGUUGAUACGAAUACUUCUCUGUGUCUAGAUAGAAAAGAGAAAACAUCUUUUUGGGUUCCUCCUGAGGCAGAAACUCAAUCAAGGGAAUGCCAUUCUGAAUUUAGAGGUUCAACCUAUAAUUCUGGAAUGCCAAUGAAAUCACAUAGUUUUCUUGAAAAGAAGAAACUAGUUGUUUCUAGCUCUUUUCAUGAUAAUCAUGUAUCGUCUAGCUCUCAAGGUAUUCCAGAUGGACUAGAAGCUGGGGGAACUCCCAUUGUUACCUCCCUGGAAAAGCAAAAAGAUAUUACUAGAUCCAGCACUUCUUUGAUGGCCAAAGAACACUUCAGAAACAUUCAAUUUUCUCAGCUGCAGCAUGACCAUUGUGACUAUCACCCUUGCUCAGCUCUUUAUAUUGGUCAGAAGACAGAUGAGAGUAUGCUGCAUUCCCACAUAUCUGAGAGUGCAAUACGUGAUGGUGCUUCACUACUAAAUGAUCCUAUGACAAGCAAAAACCCGAUAACAGUCUUAGUAGGCAAAAAAUACCAGAAAAUUCAAGAUCAUCCCACUAAUAAGUUCUUUCCAUGCCAGAGCAGUCCACCACAGGGGUCUAAGCCGGAAAAAUUACACCAGGAAUAUUCUUCUCGACCAGGAUGUUCUUUUCUUGAUGUAGAAACAAAGAAAAUAUGCACCAGUGAAGACUCUGCUGAAGGAUUUUUGAGUUUCCAGCCCAAAUUUCCUCAAACAACACGGCACUUAUUCUUUAGUGAAAAGUUUGGUGUUAACUUGUCCAAAGGAGGUCAAAUCAUCAAGGAGUCAACAGUAUCUGCCAAAUAUAAUGCACUUCCAUUUGGUGAAGUUCUUAGCUUGUCUCCAAAUAAUUUCCGUAGUCAGCAUGGAGUGAAGCUUCAACCUUUAUGGAGUUCUACAGACAGUGAAGAAAAGGAAGAAGCUGCAGAUGGCAGAACUCCUGUGAUGGCAAUAAGGAAUGAAUCAUCUGCAGAAACUGAUACAAUGGACAUGGAUGCUUUUCGAGAGAACCAUCUUUCUGGAGAUGCUUCAUCACCGGUGAACAAGGACAUUGCUAUGCCCCAAAAACUAUCACUUUCUCUCGCUGCAGCCACUUCAGUUGCUGAAGUUGGAGGUAAAGCAGUAAAUGGGGAUUCGCCUAAGACAAAAGUCCCAAAACGGAAGUAUCUUGAACUUACAUCUUUGUCAAGCUCUACUGAUGAGAGGGAGCCAAGUACAUCGAAAACCCAGAGUUUGGAUGCGGAGCAUCUCUUUUCUCAUGCUGAUCAGGGGACAGAUUCAAAAUCCCAAACUUACUUCAGCAAUCAUGGGGGACCAGAGCAAAGAACUGGAUGGCUGAAACGAUUGAAGAUGAGCACUUCUGAAACUUUACCUCAUGGCAGUGAAAGCUUAAAAGUUGGGGAUGCUUGUUCCUCUGGAAAGGACAAUAAUUUAGUUGGCAAAGUUAUGAAGCAGAGGAUGACUAGUCGGAGCAGAUCAUUGGUAAUUGUCAUGACAAAGAACAGAUGGCUUUAGGUCAAUUUGCUUUGUUAGCAAAAGAUGGUGCAUCAUCUUCCAGUGGUUCUAUUGGGAAGAGUCGAGAUGCAUUGCUUUCACACCCAUGGAUUCAGCGGUGGUGUCGCAACCGAGCUGCUUCCUUACAAAAGAAGCCUGAAGCUUUUGUGCUCUGCGAGCCACAUGGUACAAAGGCAUCAGUCGAUGAGUUUCAAAAGAAGCAAUUUCCAAGCAUAGCUGCUAUGGCUUUGAUGGGUAAGGCCAUGAAUGGCUUUCACCCUUGUGAGUUCAGAAACAGAGGAACUUAUGUUGUCUGGAAUACUAAAGGAUCGUGAAAUGACUGACUGGCGCAACUAAUGGGUGGAUGAAACGAAUCAGGAAAGGCUUCUUGUGCAAUAAUGACUGUGAAACUGGUAAGAAAUAUUUUGGCCUCUUUGUUCUUACAAAUAAAGUGAACAUGGGGAUUCUGUAUCCUGAAUGUAUUUAUGGUGUUUGUUUAAUUUGGAGCAGGUUUUAAAUUUUUGUUCAGGGAGUGUGUGCAUGAUUAGAAACAGAAAUGUUCCUGGAGUUAGUGGUGGAGACUGCCGAAUGAAGUUCAUCACAUCUCAUGUACGGUUCUUAGAUUACAUGGCAGCAAGCUUACUUAAUGCUGUUAUAUUUCGUCAUGCUACCGGACAUGGAAUUGUUUUGCUAAGGCAGAGAAAGUCACACAAGGAUUCAUACGGUGCCAUGUUGUCCAAUCUGUGGGUUGGGCAGAUCUGAAGGAUCAUAUCAGAAUUCUCUAAACCCUUCUUUUGAAGGUCAUUUUACAUUUUUUUUUUCCAAAGCCCUUCUAUAUCAGCAGUUAUGGAGUUGAACGCCUGUCCUCUCCGCCAUAUGAUCUGUGGCUAGAAUUCUUGCUGAUUUAAUCGAGAGUUAUCUCUUGUGCUGCUUGAUUGGCCUCGGCAGACUUCACCUCUAGGUUCUCUCUCCCAGACUGACAGUGUGGACCCGAUAAUUAUGCAUUUGAAAUUGUGCAAGCAAGAACUUAUAUUCUGGGAAUGAGACACAAAAUUUGGCAA